UCUCUUUUUUGCACCCAUCCAACCCCCAUCCCUCCUCGACUCCCCGCAUUGCCAACGAGGAGAUCAUCUCUACUCUCCUCUCUCUCUCUCUCUCUUCAUUUUCUUUGAAUUCCCUUCCACUUUUCUCUGAUCCGCCACCACCGCCGCCGCCCUAAUAGAUCUCUCAUUCCCAAAGAGAGCUUAGGGUUUCCAAUUCAAAUUUCGAACAAUCGUAAGGGGUUUGGAAAUUGGAUUUUUUUCAAAGUUUUUAGGGUUUCCGUUUCAAUUUGCGUUGAAAUUUCCUAAUUUGGUGUUGAUUUUGGGAUUACUGAAUCUAGGGAAGUUGGGGAAUUGAGAGGAUGGUGUGGAUUUGGAUGUGAGAUGAGGUUGAUUGUGUAUGUGUUUGUGCUAGAAGGAACUUUGGGCUCGUCGUUCGGACUGGUGCAAAUAUGGUUGAGAGACGACACCCUCCACCACAGAUUUGUACAGCAGGGAAGACAGACGGGAAGGGGAGUAAGGGAGGAAGAUAACUUUGUAAUUUUUUUAUUUUUUUAGUUUAUUAAUUUUUUUUUAUUUUUUAAUAUCGAAUCCACGUCACGUUCAGAUAUUAUCCACAGACCAAGAAAUAGUAAAUUGAGAUUAAACCUAAUUAUAAUUAUAAUGAUUAUUGACACGGACCAAGAAAUAGUAAAUUGAGAUUAAACCUAAUUAUAAUUAUAAUGAUUAUUGACGGCUAAGAAGGAGAAGAAAGAGGAGGAGGAGGGCCAAAUUUUGCGAUGCCUCUCAGAGCACAAUCAGACGAGUUCACCCACAACUAUUAAAAGUCCAAAGGGAAACUGAAACUUUGAUUCUUUCUGAACCUGGGAAGCUCCAGGAGGGUUUCGGACCUUUCGGCGGUUAGCCUUCCUUCUGUUCACUAACUUAUUUGUAGUUGCUUCAUUUAAUUGGAUUGGAUUGGAUUGAAUUGGGUAGCGUAAUUUAAUUUUUGUGGUUAGGGGAAGUGGGGACGGUGGACUGGUAAUCGUUGUAAGUUGGAAAAUAGUAUUAUUGGGGGGAGAGAGAAAGAAGGAUGGGGGCGAGUAGGAAUAGCGACCCAAAUCAGGACGGGUCAGAUGAGCAGCAGAAACGAUCGGAGAUCUACACCUACGAGGCGCCGUGGCACAUCUACGCCAUGAACUGGAGCGUCCGUCGGGACAAGAAGUACCGGCUGGCCAUCGCCAGCCUCCUCGAGCAGGCCCCAAACCGAGUGGAGAUCGUGCAGCUGGACGACUCAAACGGGGAGAUCCGAUCGGACCCCAACCUGUCCUUCGAGCACCCGUACCCGCCCACCAAGACCAUCUUCAUCCCGGACAAGGAGUGCCAGAAGCCAGACCUGCUGGCCACCUCCAGCGAUUUCCUCCGCGUGUGGCGCAUCUCGGGGGAUGAGGACAACUCAGACUCCUCGUCGUCAGUGGAGCUCAAGUCCCUCCUCAACGGCAACAAGAACUCCGAGUUCUGCGGGCCCAUCACCUCCUUCGACUGGAACGAGGCGGAGCCGAAGCGCAUCGGCACCUCCUCCAUCGACACCACGUGCACCAUCUGGGACAUCGAGCGCGAGGCCGUAGACACCCAGCUCAUCGCCCACGACAAGGAGGUGUACGACAUCGCAUGGGGCGGCGUCGGUGUAUUCGCCUCCGUCUCGGCGGACGGCUCCGUGAGAGUGUUUGACCUGCGCGACAAGGAGCACUCCACCAUCAUUUACGAGAGCUCGGAGCCGGACACUCCCUUGGUCCGCCUGGGAUGGAACAAGCAGGACCCCAGGUACAUGGCCACCAUUAUCAUGGACAGCGCCAAGGUGGUCGUCCUCGACAUCCGCUUCCCGACCCUCCCCGUGGUCGAGUUGCAGAGGCACCAGUCCAGCGUCAACGCCAUUGCCUGGGCCCCACACAGCUCUUGCCACAUCUGCACCGCCGGUGAUGACUCCCAGGCCCUCAUCUGGGACCUCUCCUCCAUGGGCCAGCCGGUGGAGGGUGGCCUCGAUCCCAUUCUGGCCUACACGGCUGGGGCUGAAAUCGAGCAGCUGCAGUGGUCCUCUUCCCAACCUGAUUGGGUUGCAAUUGCCUUCUCUACAAAGCUUCAGAUACUCAGGGUAUGAAUAAGUAUGACCACUGACCGGGCAUUUCACUAACUCCUCCAGACUCCAGACUCCAGUUUGCCACCAACCAAAUGCCAUCGCUCAGCUGCUCUUUAGUCAGUCCUCCUUGCUAGCUCGUAGUUCCUAGUCAUAAUUGAGAUAAUACUGCCUCACUCUGUUACUUUAUUGAUAAUUGAUGUCAACAUUAGCUGAAGCCAUAUAUGAUUUGGUUAUCAAUAUUGCAUUUCAUGCUCCUUGCCUCCUAUAUUUCUUACGAAAAUGCAUCCUGGUUGAUGAUAGUCUUGGAUAUCUGCUAUUGAAAAGAUAAUUAAAUUGUAUCUGAUUUCCAUCCGUU
This is a messenger RNA of Malus domestica (apple), 2447 nucleotides long. Its product is annotated as WD repeat-containing protein LWD1. Lineage: Eukaryota; Viridiplantae; Streptophyta; Magnoliopsida; Rosales; Rosaceae. Gene Ontology annotation, cellular component: nucleus. The record is from RefSeq and is a predicted model, not a curated record. Gene Ontology annotation, molecular function: protein binding.